UCCCAGCACCAGUUGCUAACCAGCCUACCCACUUGUUUCCCCUGCCUGCUGCUGGCUGCCUUGAAUGACUCGUGCUCCGAGCUCCUUGUGGGUCUGACGGAGCAGGGACCAUGUCUACCUUCGGCUACAGGAGAGGACUUAGCAAAUACGAAUCCAUCGAUGAGGAUGAACUCCUGGCUUCCCUGUCAGCCGAGGAGCUGAGGGAACUAGAGAGGGAGCUGGAAGAUAUUGAACCUGAUCGCAGCCUUCCCGUGGGCAUGAGACAAAAGAGCCUGACCGAGAAAACGCCCACGGGGACAUUCAGCAGAGAGGCACUGAUGGCCUACUGGGAAAAGGAGUCCCAGAAACUCUUGGAGAAGGAGAGGCUGGGGGAGUGUGGAAAGGUUGCAGAAGAAGACAAAGAGGAGAGUGAGGAAGAGCUUAUCUUUACUGAAAGUAACAGUGAGCUUUCUGAAGAGGUGUAUACGGAAGAGGAGGCGGAGGACGAGGCCGAGGCCGAGGAGGAGGAGGACAGCGAAGGAGAGGAAAGAACAAUUGAAAACGAGAAAGGGAUUAAUGGAUCUGUACAUUACGGUAGUGUCAAUUCUGACAACUCGAGGCCAGAGCCAUUUAAAAGCCAAAUUGAAAACACACAUCUGACCAACGGCCACAGCGGAAGGAACACAGAGCCCCCGGCUGCCAUCCACCCCUGUGGAAACCCUACGGUGAUCGAGGAUGCUCUGGAAAAGAUGAAAAACAAUGACCCUGACACCACGGAAGUCAAUCUGAACAACAUCGAGAACAUCACGUCGCAGACCCUCACCCGCUUCGCGGAGGCCCUCAAGGCCAACACGGUGGUGAAGACCUUCAGUCUGGCCAACACGCGCGCCGACGACAGCGUGGCCACCGCCAUUGCGGAAAUGCUGCGAGUCAACCGCCACAUCACCAGCGUCAACAUCGAGUCCAACUUCAUCACGGGCAAGGGCAUCCUGGCCAUCACGAGGGCUCUGCAGCACAACACCGUGCUCACCGAGCUGCGCUUCCACAACCAAAGGCACAUCAUGGGCAGCCAGGUGGAGAUGGAGAUCGUCAAGCUGCUGAGGGAGAACACCACGCUGCUGAGGCUGGGGUACCAUUUCGAGCUCCCAGGACCAAGAAUGAGCAUGACCAGCCUCUUGACCAGAAACAUGGAUAAACAGCGGCAGAAACGGAGGCAGGAACAGAAGCAGCAGGAGGGGUACGAUGGAGGAGCCGACCUUAGGACCAAAGUCUGGCGAAGAGGAACGCCCGGCUCCUCACCUCACGCAUCCCCCAGGCACUCUCCCCGCUCAUCCCCCAAACUCCCCAGGAAAGUCCAAAGUGUGAGGAGCCGGCCUCCGUCGCCGGUGGCCCCGCCCCCUCCGCCGCCGCCGCCGCCGCCGCCGCCGCCUCUUCCUCCGCAAAGGCUGCCGCCCCCGCCUCCUCCGCCGCCGCCCCCUCCGCCCCCGGAGAAGCUCAUCACGCGGAACAUCGCAGAAGUCAUCAAACAGCAGGAGAGUGCCCAGCGGGCCUUACAAAAUGGACAGAAAAAGAAAAAGGGGAAAAAGGCUAAGAAACAGCCAAACAGUACCCUAAAGGAAAUUAGAAAUUCCCUGAGGUCAGUGCAGGAGAAGAAAGUGGAAGACAGUUCCCGACCUUCUACCCCACAGAGAUCAGCUCAUGAGAAUCUCAUGGAAGCUAUUCGGGGCAGCAGCAUGAAACAGCUAAGGCGCGUGGAAGUUCCAGAAGCUCUGCGAUAAAAACCCGAUCUUUAGAAGAGGAUGCAGAAUUAUUCAGUGGUAUUAGAUAAAAUGCAUUGUGAGAUGUUUCUAAACUACCUUCUUCAAUUUGAAAUGUUCUCUGACUUUAAAAGUAGCCUCACCCAUUAGUUCCAAAGAGAAUUUUAAGAAACUAUCAGCAUGUUUCUUCUGUAAAUAUGAAAAUAUACUUCUUUUUUAUGUCGUGAGAUUUGUAUUGGCAAGAAGCAGUUUAUUUAAACAUGCUCUGGCUGUGUUGGUAAUUCUGAGCUGUAAUGAGUUAAUGAAAUGUGCUGUUAUUUUUGUAAUCCCAAUAAAUUUGGAUUGAGGUUUUUCGGUUGUUU
Molecule: messenger RNA, 2098 nt
Organism: Physeter macrocephalus (sperm whale)
Lineage: Eukaryota; Metazoa; Chordata; Mammalia; Artiodactyla; Physeteridae
Gene: LMOD2
Product: leiomodin 2
Exons: 3
Coding region: 111-1757 (548 amino acids)
Biological process (GO): pointed-end actin filament capping; myofibril assembly; muscle contraction
Cellular component (GO): striated muscle thin filament; cytoskeleton; myofibril
Molecular function (GO): actin binding; tropomyosin binding
Source: RefSeq, a predicted model, not a curated record